Molecule: messenger RNA, 627 nt
Organism: Bipolaris zeicola 26-R-13
Lineage: Eukaryota; Fungi; Ascomycota; Dothideomycetes; Pleosporales; Pleosporaceae
Exons: 2
Coding region: 1-627 (208 amino acids)
Source: RefSeq, a predicted model, not a curated record
AUGGAUCCCUCCAUACUCUUCCGUCAGCUCCUCCGCAUGCCCGCCGCCCACCGCAAUGUCCUCCUACAACCCACCCGCCCACACAUGCGCGCAUUCGCAGCCUACACACAACCCCUCACACAACCCCGCUACCUAUCUGUUCCACGCAUCGUCCAGCCCAGUUUCUGGGCUUCGUUAAUUCCGAAGCCACUCAAAACACGCGCCGAGACACCCCGCUCCAAAGAAUGGAAUCCCGCCACACCAUACAUUAUUCUCGGCCUGCUGGUCGGCAGCCAAGCCAUCCAAAUCUUAUGGCUGAAACAGGAGCGUAAUCACGACUUGCGUAGGGCAGAGGCCAAGAUCGGGAUCUUGCGCGAGGUCAUUGAGAGAGUGCAAAGGGGCGAGAAGGUGGAUGUUGAGGGGGCUUUGGGUACAGGUAAUGUAGUGGAGGAACGGGAGUGGAAACAAGUUUUGAAAGACAUACAAGAUGAGGAGGCGCUGUUUCAGAGCAAGAAGAAGAGAAGGGCUAUGAGAGAGGCAGCACUACAGGAAGAGGCUACAGAGAAGAAGACGGGUCAAGAAAGUACAAAGAGUCAGGAUCCCGCGAAAAUGCAAGUAGAAAGUGUGGGUGGAGUUAAAUUCUACUGA